Molecule: messenger RNA, 915 nt
Organism: Fusarium oxysporum Fo47
Lineage: Eukaryota; Fungi; Ascomycota; Sordariomycetes; Hypocreales; Nectriaceae
Exons: 2
Coding region: 326-880 (184 amino acids)
Source: RefSeq, a predicted model, not a curated record
CAGCGAGUGAGUUGUGGUUGUGUGAACUCGGCCCCAUCUGAGUCACGGAUAUGCAUAAUUCACUGGUUACCGAGUGAGUUAGGUUGAAGUAUAAAGGAGGCCUUGUCCGCUCGCGUAUUUGAGGUUGAAAGAUCAUCAAUUGACUUCAACUCCAAAAGAUCAUCCUCUCCCAUCACAGACAAAGAUCAUCCUCAUCACCCCACAGUCUAGUCUCUUUCGCGGACCAACCUCCUCACUGCUCAACUUAUAAUCAGUCACAAUCUUUCUCAAUCCUCUCUCCCUCAGCUCAUACUACUUUUUCAGUAGCCUCUCAAUAAUCGCCAAGAUGCAAUUCUUCACCCUUCUCUGCCUCGCCACCUCCGCCCUGGCCCUCCCUCAGACUCUCACCAAGCGAGAGACUUGUAUGGACAAGGGCAGCAAGGUCACUGAAUGGACGGUCAAGGACUUCAAGUACGAGGCCGUUUACACCCAAAACACUCCCACAAAGCAGACAAACUCUGCCACCGUCACUUUCACUCUUCAGAACCGCGGCGUUGGUUAUGAGGGUAAGUGCUCAGCCAAGUCCACAGACGCCAAGAAGGACUUCUUCACUGGUAACACCGACUACAAUUGCGAUGUUCCUUUCGAGGGCGACUCUGCUUCAUUCAAAUACAACCGCAAGUCCGGCGUCAUCGCCAUCUUCCAGCACUGGUCCUGCGUGAAAGAGGGCGGUUGGUACGAGGCCAAGGGCAACACAACCUUCACUCCCAAGUGCACCGAGAAGACUUGGAAAAACGCUCACUACAAGGCCGGUGGUGACAAGGCCUACUCCAACCGUCGGGUGACUUGCCAGCAGAAGCAGCUCAAGGUUCCUGUCCUCGAGAUGCAGGCUGUCCUGUAGGGGGGGGGGGGGGGGGCACUUUUCUCACGACACUU